Molecule: messenger RNA, 4275 nt
Organism: Knipowitschia caucasica
Lineage: Eukaryota; Metazoa; Chordata; Actinopteri; Gobiiformes; Gobiidae
Source: the annotation of a GenBank genome assembly
AUGAGCAGGUGGCGCUGUGGGUUGAGUCCUGUCUCUCCACAGCUGAUAGGAAGCACAUGUGUCUCAGUCGGUAUCAUGGUAGUGAAAAAGAAGACGCCUAAAGUUGAGGCAGUGGUUCUGAAUGAGGAACAGCUUUCACAUUUAAUAGCUUCCUUGUCUAUAGAUGGAGGAGAGGGUGAGGUUCAAAAUCUUGCCCAUACUCUGCAGUCCUGUCUGGAGCUGACAGACCCAGUGCAGCAAAUCCAGCUGGUCAGAAAGGCAGGUGCACAGUUGGAAGCACUGACUGAAGACCACACAGAUGGACUUCUUCUUGGAGCCUGUCUGCAUACACUGACAUUGGUUUACACAUCUCUGCAGCCCAAGAACCCCCUGAGACGGGCCAUUGCAAGUGCCUUAGGUUCAGCUCCUCUCUGGUUAGUGGAUCGAGCAGUCGCGUUGUUAUCGUCUUGCCUCUCUGAACGUUUGUCCAAAGUUGCCUCCGACCACUUCACUCUCAACGUAGACAUAAUUGCGGCAUGUCUCGAUGGCUUCCCGAUUGGUGAAAAGUGCAUCAACAAACUGCUUCCUGAAGUGUUGCAGUUUCUUCAUAUAGGCCUGAGCAGAGGCCUUGACCAAAACAGCGAUCUUGCAGGACGGCACAUAGCUCAGGCUCAGCUCAUGCACUCCUGUCUGGCUGCUGUGAAGACCUCCAUGUUGGUUCUGCAGAGGUCCCAGGACACGGUCAGUGCUUUGUUGGAGAGCGAUGAAGGAAAGAGCGGAUUUGAAGACACUUUGAGCAGUUCGUUGGACUGCUACGUACAUGUUCUCACCAAUGAAGAGUUUGUUCAGUCGGUCCAGAGCACAGCGGGGAUGGCAGUGGUCCUGUUGAUCAGGUCCGUCAUGGGACCUGGAGAUGAAGUCGCAUCAGUGGUGUGCAGUUUGCUGCGUGGUUCAUUGGAAGGUUUGGAUCUCACUCCUCAGUGGUUGAAACACAGAUGUGAGGGUUUAAUGACGAAGGGUCGGCCUCCUGGAGUCUCUCUGUAUCUGUGUCAUGGAGCUCUGGCUAUGUUGAGCUGGAAGAGCGCCCUCUCUGGUCCACAAUGGGAACAACUACUACUGUUGGUUCCACACACUCUGCUGGAGUUGGACGUCAGCGUGAAAGAGUCGAGCUCAGCGAUGGUGGUUGCGCGAGUCUUGACUUUGUGGAGCGGAGCUGCUCUGGAUUGUCUUCAGUCUGGGACACAGUCGUGUCCUGAAUCUCUGCUGAGUCUGAGAGGAAACUCAGCGCUGCAGCGCCGCCUACUGCAGCACAUCUACUCUCACUGGGAACAUCCGCUGGACGGAGUGAGGCACCAGACUCGCUCGCUCUUCAAAAAUUUGCUGGUUCUGCACAGUCUCACCGUUGCCUCGGAGCAAACAGACUCUAAACAGGACCCAAGGACUGAUCCCUACAUCAGUGCUCUUACCCAGAGUCUGCUGCAGCUGGAGUGGCACAUGAGAGGGAAGUAUGGUUCACUCAGCUGCCUGGUGGAGCUCCAUGGAGCAGGUUUCCUUCUGGAACUGCAGCCCCAGCUCCCCUCCUCUCUCCUGGGGCUCAUGGGGGACCAGACUCUGGCUCCUUAUGCCAGUGACUUACUGGAGAGGCUUUUCAUCAGCCACAAAGCUCAGCUCUGUGACCAGGCUGAAGACGGGACAGCAGAGGACUGGAUGCACCAAUGGCAUGUGACCUGGGUCACUCCUUUGCUCCAGGUGCUCUGCAGUGCCCAACUGGACCAGACCACCUACAUCCUGGACUAUUUCCUCCCCAGACUCCUGCGCUGCAGUCCCUCCAGUCUGUCACACAUGGUGCAGGCCUUACAGGACAUGCCGCCGAGCAGCUCAGGUCCAUCAGGGAGCAGAGGGGGUUUAGGGGCCCUCAUGACCUGUCUGAGAGCAGCCAGAGCUCAGGGCGUCGUCCCAUCUUCAGUGGAAGGUCUGUGGGGAGGACUGGUCCCUCUGUCCCUGCUGCAACAGGCCCUUGUGCACAAACAUGACCAAGUGAGAAUGGAUGCGUUGGGUCUGGUUUGUGAGAGUCACCGCAGCACAGAAACUCUGACCUCACAGGAAGUGGAGCUCAUUCACUACUUUCUGCCCCCAAACCUGAACAGCCAAUCCCCUGGAGUCAGGCAGCAGACUGUCAGCCUCUUCAAAAAGCUUCUCUGUCGCGUGAAAGACAGUGCUCAAUUCCUUCAGAAGAAAAUUGGACAAGAGAAAAAUCAGGCGCAGAAAGAGCAAGACCAGAAAACACUGCAUUCUUAUAAGGAGUUUCUGCGGUGGAUGUGUGGAAUGCUUUUAGACGUGUUGCUGCCCGGAGCUUCAUUCUCUAAAUGCAUUAUGUCUCUUCAUCUGCUCUGUCUGAUCGGACAAAUUUUCACGUUUGCCACAGAUCCUGAUAUCUUUGCACUGGGAGAUGCGGUGACCUCAGAACACGCUCAAAACGUCCUCUACUGCGUCGCGAGUAACUUUCUAGAAGUCAAACAACUCGCCUCAACGGUGCUGCGCCAACUUCCCCCAGCCACAGUCGGACUAAAGGUUGCGGAGCGGAUGGCCGAAGUCCUUCAGGCGGCUCUGGACCUCAGCACCAGCACUAAACCUUUCGACAGCGUCACAGCAGCUCACCUCCUGAACCUCCUGAUCCAUGAACCAGACCUGAUCCAGGCUCUGGGGCUCUGUGCUCAGAGACAGGCCUCCGACUUCCAGCCUCCUGUGUCCCCUGCUCCAGACGCCCCCCACGCACUACUGCUGGAGAUCAACACUUUGGCAGUGAUCCGGUUCUUACUACACAGUCUCCAGUCGGAGGUGAUCAGGGCGGAGUCUUCUCUUCUUCAGGCCGCGGCUUCGUUCCCUCUGUAUGGACGAGCUCACUGCAUCACAGCCGUGCUCCAGCAGCUGAACACUGAGGAUCUGACUGAGGCUGAGCAGUGGCGGACCCUGGUUUCGGAGCUGAUCUCAGUUUGCUACAGGACGUCCGGUGUAGUGGCUCCUGUCGUCCAGAGCUCCUCCCCUGAAGGCCUCAUCCCCAUGGACAGCGACUCCGAAGCGUCGGCCGGUUUGCAGAAAAUCCUUCAGGAGAUUCAGCCCCGAGACACAAACGACUUUUUCACCAGCGCCAGAGAAUUGCAGCCGGAGCAAAGUGAAGAGCAAACAAACAUGAAUAAUCCUUCACUGGACACAGUCACAGGAGCCGAGAGUUACCGUGUGACCGCUCAGAUGGUGCUGGUUUGCUGUUGGCGCAGUAUGAAGGAAGUGUCCAUGUUGUUGGGGCAGCUGUGCCAGAGUUUGCCCCUGGACUUCACCAACCAGAACGGAGAGAGGCAUCCCGGGCUGAUCACAGAGGAGCAGGUGGAGGGGGUGGGCCUGUACUUCCGUCAGCAGCUCCUCCAGUCGCGGCACCGUGGCGCCUUUGAACUGGCUUAUGUGGGUUUCGUGCGCCUCACCGACAUGUUGUGCAGAAGUGGAAGCCAGGCCCUGCAGAGGCUGCCGUCACGCUGGCUCUUCGAGGUCCUGGAGGAGGUCAAGUCCAGUGAUCCUUCAUCUAAACUGUGUGCCACCCGACGCAGCGCAGGGAUCCCCUUUUACAUACAGGCUCUACUCUCCUCGGAGCCCAAGUCUUCCAGCUGCAGCCUGCUGAAGAUGACCAUGCGGGAGCUGAUUGCUUUGGCCACGCCCUCAUCAGACCACGUCACAGAGAGAGCCAGUGUUCCCCAGGUGCACGCUCUGAACAUCCUCAGAGCUCUCUACAGAGACACUCGACUGGGGGAAAACAUCAUUCCGUUUGUGUCGGAGGGGAUGCAGGCCGCUGUGCUGGGCUUCACCUCCGCUGUUUGGGCUGUGAGGAACUCCUCCACUCUCCUCUUCAGCACUUUGAUCACGCGGAUAUUUGGCGUCAAGAAAGGCAAAGACGAGCACUCCAAAAAGAACAGGAUGACCGGCCGCGAGUUCUUCACCCGUUUCCCUGCUCUGUACCCGUUCCUCCUCUCACAGCUGGAGGAGGCAGCCGCUUCAGUGGAGAGUGACAGUGGGCAGGUGAAGCUCCAUCCCAGUCUGUUCCUGCUGCUGCUGGUGCUGAGUCGGCUCUACCCCUCCCCCAUGGACGGCUCCUCCUCUCCGCUGGGUCUGGCCCCCUUCACGCCGUUCAUCAUCAGGGGCGUCCUCAGUCACUCCAUGAAUGAGAAUUACCCACGCCACUUGAAAAACAUGAGCUCCAGGAACAGACUAUCGCAUCCAGGGGUCACCCACCUGCUCCUCGCUGCCUGA